Messenger RNA from Vigna angularis (adzuki bean), 1926 nucleotides. RefSeq names its product arogenate dehydratase/prephenate dehydratase 1, chloroplastic. Gene Ontology annotation, cellular component: cytoplasm; chloroplast. Gene Ontology annotation, molecular function: prephenate dehydratase activity; arogenate dehydratase activity. Gene Ontology annotation, biological process: L-phenylalanine biosynthetic process. The record is from RefSeq and is a predicted model, not a curated record. NCBI's taxonomy places the organism in Eukaryota, Viridiplantae, Streptophyta, Magnoliopsida, Fabales, Fabaceae. The coding region runs from base 322 to 1527 and encodes 401 amino acids. The transcript is spliced from 11 exons.
CUAACUGUCUCUUAGCCAAUUGUUUUGUUUGGUUGGCCCUUUUCUAAAUUCUGUCGCAUUUUAAUCACCAAAUGCAACCUUUUGUUUUGUUUCAACUGGUGGGAGCAUUGCAUAGUUCAUAUGCUUAUACCAUCUGUUUUAUUUAUUGUGGGGUCACCCAAAAUUCUAAGCGCCAACCGUAAUUCAUACAUUCACACUAAGUAUUUCUUAAACAAUAUCAUGCUGUGAAUCCCCCAAACUCACCAACCAUCGCCACUCUGACAAACUCUGAACUUCUCUCCCUUUCUUCCUUCACAUUGUAGAUUGGGUUCCUUCAUUUUGAUGGCUCUCAAGGCUGUAUCCAUCUGGGGUUAUUCCAAAGCUUCUCCUCCUCAAUUGGGUGUUGGUCUUGCCAAUUCUCAUCCUACUCCGAUUUGGAAUCAAAGAUAUGAUUUUGACAAAUGUCGCAGGUGGGAAUGCUGUUGUUUGGGUGUUUCGGCUCAGAGAGCUACCACUGCUGUUGAAGAUGAGGAGCCCAAUGUCCCCCCUUUGAUUGACUCUUCUGGGGCUGCCGAUAGUGUUCACCAAAAUGAGUCAAAGGGCUUUCACAAGGACAUAAACCAGCUUCCUAAGCCAUUAACAACAAUUGACAUUUCUUCUUCUUCUUCAAGCGAUGGAUCAAAGGUUCGCGUGGCUUAUCAGGGACUUCCAGGGGCAUAUAGUGAGGAUGCAGCUUUGAAAGCAUAUCCAAAAUGUGAGACUGUGCCGUGUGACAAUUUUGAAUCGGCAUUUAAGGCAGUUGAAUUAUGGUUAGUGGAUAAAGCUGUUCUGCCCAUUGAAAAUUCUGUUGCUGGAAGCAUCCACCGUAAUUAUGAAUUACUUCUCCGCCAUAGGCUGCACAUUGUUGGGGAGGUUCAGUUGCGUGUUAAUCACUGCCUUUUAGGAUUGCCUGGUGUGAGAAAGGAGGACCUCAAAGUUGUUGUGAGUCAUCCCCAGGCGUUAGAUCAAUGUGAGAAAAUGCUUAAUGAUUUAGGUGUUGUCAAGAUUGGUGCACGUGAUACUGCUGAGGCUGCUCAGACAGUGGCUUCAAAUUGUGCAAGAGACACAGGAGCUAUUGCAAGUUCCCGAGCUGCAAAAGUAUAUGGGCUCGACAUACUUACAGAAAGAAUUCAGGAUGAUGAUGAGAACAUUACUCGUUUCUUGGUCCUUGCAAGGGAUCCUAUAAUUCCAGGAACUGACAAACCACAUAAGACUAGCGUUGUUUUCAGUCUCGAAGAAGGUCCUGGUGUACUGUUCAAAGCCUUGGCAGUUUUCGCUAUGAGGGAUAUUAAUUUAUCAAAGAUUGAGAGUUGUCCGCUGAAGCAGCGCCCAUUAAGGGUUGUGGAUGAUUCAAAUCAAGGGAAUUCCCGGUACUUUGACUACCUCUUCUACAUUGAUAUUGAAGCUUCUAUGGCAGAACCUCGUGCACAAUAUGCUUUAGGACAGUUGCAGGAAUUUGCUAGGUUUCUUCGAGUUCUUGGUUGUUAUCCUAUGGAUACAGUGUUGUAGAAGCUCAGUGGUGUUCAUCAGAGGUAGAUCUUUAAUCAGAGACACGGUGGAGGAAGUAUCCAUGAAAAGCAUUGCCCCUUUCACCUCUUUCAAAAUUCUUCGCAUCUCCUAAGGAGUUGAUUUGGAGUAUAUUAUCAUAGUUUUGACAGUGGAGUAAAUGCUGGCAAUGCCAACUUUGCCUCCAAAGUAUAUAAAUAAAUUACCCUAUUGAAUUAUUGUGGCAAAUUAAUGAAUGACCCAGCCACCCAAAGUUUUCUUCUUGUAUCAUCUGCUACACCAAGGCUUUUUAUCUCUUUUGUUGAUCAGGAUUUUGGGGAACCAGAUUUCCUUACAUUCUCCCUUAUGUGGUUGACUCUUUUUGGUAAAAAUAAACUAUGGUUGUGCUAAUUAGAAAAUUCA